Liolophura sinensis is the source of this 2654-nucleotide messenger RNA. RefSeq names its product neutral cholesterol ester hydrolase 1-like. The record is from RefSeq and is a predicted model, not a curated record. Gene Ontology annotation, molecular function: hydrolase activity. NCBI's taxonomy places the organism in Eukaryota, Metazoa, Mollusca, Polyplacophora, Chitonida, Chitonidae.
CCAUCGUGGUACGUAUAAUCUGAUCUGAGGAGAUGACCAUGGCAAGUCGCGGCUUUCUUAUUGCGUCCAUUUUGGUGGUUGUCCUUGGUUACACCCUGUACACACCCCUACCUGAGGGCAUCGCUGAACCAUGGAAGUUGCGCAUUAUCCUUGCUAAUUUAAAGAUACUACAUGCUUUUACAUAUUUUGGUGAAAAAAUUGGACUGGAUUCCAGGUUGAAUUUGACAAGAAAAGCUUUGCACACGAUGUUAUCAUUUGGUUCUCUAGAUAGCAGAGUGCAGGCUGAGGACUACAGUUUUGAUGGGGUCAAAGUGAGAAUAUAUCGUCCAAAAGCAGAAGAAAACACAGUAUUACCAGGACUUGUGUAUUACCACGGCGGGGGCUGGGUCUACCUUAAUGUGGAUUGCUACGACAGUCUGACUAGUUACAUAGCGGCUGAAGCUAACAUAGCGGUUGUCUCUGUGGACUACAGACUGGCACCAGAACACCCUUUCCCAAUUCCCUUUGACGAUUGUGUGACGGCCACAGUACAUCUGCUUAGGAAUGCAAAGAAUUAUAAAAUUGACUCCCGUCGUAUUGGUAUAGCAGAAUUUUCUAAGAGAUUCCACACGGGAGACUUGCCAGAGCUGUUGCGUGCUCAGCAGGGUAGCCUGGAGCAGUUUGAAGAAAACCAGAUACCUUGUACAUGUGAUCUUUGUCGUGACAUCACUCAAGUGUGUUUGAAUUGUUUAGGAGAUGAUGCGGGCGGUCAGCUGGCUGCUGCAAUAGCCAUUCGUCUGUCAUUUGAGACUCGCCUUCCAACAAUCCGCUUCCAGGCCUUGAUCUACCCUCUGUCCCAGUCAUUUGAUUUCAGCACGCCGUCGUACAUCAUGUACGCUGACACGACAGUCGAUUUGAUUGACCGGACGGAGGCCAUUCUCAGGUGGCUUUAUUACUACCAGGGUCAUCUGGAGGGAUUAGAAGAUGCCUUGAGAAAUAAUCAUACGUCAGCUGUGCUCAAAGUUUCUGAAUAUUCCCAACAUGUGAAUCCUUCCGCACUGCCAGACGGCUACAAAACCAUUGCCAUCAAACGCCAGCAGUCGCCUCGGCUGGAGAACUCACCGCUGGCGCUGAAGUUUGAAGAUUUCCUUUUGAAUCCUUACGCCAAUCCUCUCAUGGCAGCUGAAAUGACUCAUCUGCCACCAACGUUCAUACUGACGGCUGAAUUUGACGUUUACAGAGAUGAUGGGCUGUUUUUCGCCAAACGCCUUGUGAAUGCAGGCGUCAAAGUUGAACACGUUCAUUACAGAGGUGACGAAGCUGGUGGAAAUCUGGCGGCUGCCAUAGCCAAUCGGUUGUCCUUCGAAAUUCGGCUUCCACCAAUCAAAUUCCAUGCCUUGCUGAAUCCAGGUCCAAUCCCUUUUGAUUUUAAGACUCCAUCGUACAUGGCCAACGAUAUGGUGACGUCUGACAUAAUGACAGGAAAAAUGCUGGUGACUUUGUGGUUGUAUUACUAUAAAGGCCGUGUGGAAAAUCUGGAGGACUUCUUAACCAACAAUCACACAGCCCCUCUGAUGAAGAUAUCAGAGUACGCCCAGCAUGUUAGUCACGAUCUACUACCAGAGGCGUUUCAGUCAACGCCGGAAGAGAUAACGGACACAGAUUUUGGGAACCCGGUCUUAGCGCUGGCAUACGAGGACUUUUUGUUGAACCCUUACGCCAACCCUCUGAUGGCGUUAGAACUGACUGCCCUGCCCCCAGCGCUGGUUACCACGGCCGAGUUUGACCCUGCGCGCGAUGAUGGGUUUUUCUACUCCCUGCGUUUGGUGGACUCCAAUGUGACCAUUACCCAUAAGCAUUAUGAAGCGGGAUUUCAUCUCUUCACACCAUUUAUUAAUUGCCCGCUAGAAUUGGACGUGUCCAAAUCUGCCGCUGUGGAGUUAGUCAUAUACGUCAAAAGUGCCUUAAAACUUAAAAGAUGAAAACGAAUUGAUUUGGCGAAAUUUGAAAGAAUAAAAGAAAACAGCUUAGUAUGUAUGGUCCAAGCUUUUGUACUAAACUCAUCUUAAAAAUCUUUUAAGGAUAUAACCAUUGUAUAGGUGUGUGAUAGGCAACGAUGCCGUAUUGUUCACAAAUAAUAAUAAAUCUGAUACGCUGCACCCAACACAUAUUCGUUACCGGUUGUGGGAACACCUGCUGUACAGUGCCAGGCAGGAGGAUAAAGGAUAGCAGCUCCAGUAGGCGGUCAUGACGACAGCGUGACCCAAGUGUAGGACGACAUCGUGACCCAAGGACAAGACGACAUCGUGACAUGUUUGGGCAUGUCGCAGUUAUUCCCAGUUUCUGUUUGCUUGUUUUGCUAUGUAUCUCACAAAGUACUGCAGUGUGAUGUGAAUCAGCGUAAGGGGUGGUAUCUGGAAAAGAACUCCAGUAGUGAGCUGAGGCUUUGCAUACAUGUAGAGCACAGUUGCACGGGGAGGAUGUUCCAUCGUUGAUGAAUUGUGGGCAUAUUAAUUAAAAAAUUCACAACUUCAUCACUCAAAGUAUUAUACUGAGCUGAAGUUUUGCGACCAUGUCUCUUCCACAGGCGAGCUCUUCCGUAGCCUUUCUACCAAAUAUUUUUUUUUUACAAAGUAUCCGUCUGUACUAUGCAUGUAUAUGUCCAACAGAAAUGA